UUUUUACUUAUAGGAAGUUUUUACUUUUCCAUCAUUUUUUAAAAUAUAAAAUGGCUGAGAGUAAAAGUGCUUUAAUUGCUAAGUCGGUGCAAAAGCAUGCAGGACGUGCCAAAGAAAAGAUACUUCAAAACCUUGGAAAAGUAGAUCGUACUGCUGACGAAAUCUUUGACGAGCAUCUUAAUAAUUUCAACAAACAACAAACAAGUGCCAAUAAGUUACAAAAAGAGUUUAAUAAUUAUAUUAGAUGUAUUCGAGCAACUCAGGCAGCUUCCAAAAAUGUUAUGGAUGUCAUCACCGAAAUUUACGAGUCUCAAUGGGUUGGAGCUGAUGCACUUGCUGUGCAAAUGUCAUCAAUAGAAGUUCUGUGGCAGGAUUUUUCGCACAAGCUUGGCGAUCAAGUAUUAAUACCUCUUAAUACUUAUACAGCUCAAUUUCCGGAAAUGAAGAAAAAGAUUGAGAAACGAGGUCGCAAGUUGGUUGAUUUUGAUUCUCAACGGCAUUCAUUUCAAAGUCUUCAGAGCAACUCUGCCAAGCGAAAGGAUGAUUUGAAAAUCACCAAAGCAAAAGAGCAGCUGGAUGAAGCAAGGAGAACCUAUGAAUUACUGAACACAGAAUUGCACGAUGAGCUUCCCGCGUUAUAUGAUUCAAGGAUAUUGUUUUUGGUUUCUAAUUUGCAAACACUGUUUGCAUCUGAACAAGUCUUCCAUAGUGAAACUUCUAAGAUAUUUGCCGAACUUGAAGCUAUCGUUGACAAAUUGGCAACUGAUUCACAGAAAGGAUCCUAUACAUUUAAAAAAACCGUUCCGUCCAGUCCAAGUUCAUCUCCAACAAAAUCUGCCAAUAUACACGACGUGUCUUUGAAAAAUGGUUUCUCUUCGCCAUCGAAAGAAAAUUCUAAUCAUUCAAAUGAAACAGAACCAUCAUCACCGACAUAUCAAAAUACUGGUUUAGCUUCUAACGUUAUUAACAAAAAUGUUGAAAGUGAGUCGGAUAUAAACAAAAAUGUUGAGACAAAAACUGUCGAAGAAAAAACAGACCUUAAGUCGCAAGACCUUCCGGAGGGAGUUCUGUAUAAAGUCAAGGCCACAUACAAAUACAACAAAGAAGACACUGACGAGUUAAGCUUUGACGUUGGAGAUGAAAUUUUUGUAAUUGAAUAUGACGAUCCAGAAGAACAGCAGGAAGAAGGAUGGCUUAUGGGCAUCAAAGAAUCAACGAAGGAAAAGGGCAUGUUUCCAGCUAAUUUCACUAAACCAAUAUAAAGAACACUGCGAAAAUAUGAAUAUCAUAAUGAUAAAACAUAUUGCAAGGAUUAAAGUAGACAAACCCCUCAUCACUAAUUUAUGUAACCAUUUAAACUUUAUCAAGAUUGUUUCGCGAUGUCAUUUAUCAUAAUAUAAUUUGUCACAUUGCUCCUUUUAGAAUAUUUUGUUGUUCGUUGUGCUGUUUUGAAGAAUA
Messenger RNA from Culicoides brevitarsis, 1458 nucleotides. It is a transcript of the gene Amph, whose product is annotated as myc box-dependent-interacting protein 1. Gene Ontology annotation, molecular function: protein binding; phospholipid binding. The transcript is spliced from 9 exons. Gene Ontology annotation, cellular component: cytoplasm; plasma membrane. Bases 51 to 1262 code for a protein of 403 amino acids. The record is from RefSeq and is a predicted model, not a curated record. NCBI's taxonomy places the organism in Eukaryota, Metazoa, Arthropoda, Insecta, Diptera, Ceratopogonidae.